Molecule: messenger RNA, 2469 nt
Organism: Paraglomus brasilianum
Lineage: Eukaryota; Fungi; Glomeromycota; Glomeromycetes; Paraglomerales; Paraglomeraceae
Source: the annotation of a GenBank genome assembly
AUGGAUAGUAGUGAGGAUUUCAUAACGUACGACGAAGAUUUGUCUAUGGGCUUCGACGUUUCAGAGAGUGAAGAACCAGAACCAAUCAUUAUAGAUCCAGCCCUGACGUCAAACAGCUACAAUAUAAAGAAAGCCGAAGAUGCUAUGCAAACACUGAAAAAAUUCGCCAAAGACGAUGGAUGGCAGCAAGUUAUUAAGCACAAGAGCGGAGUCGUCGUCUGUUUGAAAGCGGGAGUUAACAAAGAGAAGAUUCCUGUAUUUAAAGGUGAAGGUAUCAUUAAAGGCCAUUCUCCCCAGGCAGUUUUUGCCGUUAUUGGUAUGAGAAAGCUCUGGGACGACUGGUAUGAGGAAGGCAAUCUUGUCGAAAAUCUAAAUGAUACUACGAGUCUGACUUACAUGGUUAUGAAGGGAUUGACUGGCUCAAAACCUAGAGAUUUAUCCCUGGUGGAAAAAAUCGAAUGCCUGCCCACAGGAACAAUAUGCUUUGUAUCAACAUCGGUGGAAACACCGAAAGUACCACGCAUUUCCAGCAAAGUCCGUGCUGUAUUAAAGCUAAACGGUUGGAUACUCGAGCCUCUCGCUACCGAUCCUCCCUCCACUAAAGUUAUUUACGUCUUACAAACAGAUGUUAGAGGCUGGGUUCCCGGAAUAGUGGCCAAAAAGUAUUUGGCAAGGCGUCCACUUGUUGUAAAUGCAAUUAACACUUAUCUCCAAAAGAACGAUCCGCCAGCAGUAAUCAUUAGCACCACUCCGCCACCAUCUCAUCCGCCAUCUCGUAAGCCAUCCAAAGUACAACUCAGAGCAGCCCGAUCUCUUAAAGGUGAAAACCCGCGUUCCAAUCGUAGGAGGAGCAUAUCCUUGACCAAUCAACCGCCCGAGAUAUCUCGUGAAGUCAAGAACCUGGUCGAUAUCAGCACACCAAGCCCAACGAUUCCGGAAACAGAUACGGAUUCCGUGGACGCCCUACAUAUAGACAAAAUGCAGGCAGCUCUUGCCGCAUUUAAGAAACAAGUUGAAGAUAAAAGCGGCUGGCAAUUCCACACUGAAAGUAAGGGAGUCAAGACGUACAUGAAAGACAUACCCGGCAAGUCAAUGCCAAUGAUGCGUGGAGAGCAAACCUUCAAGGGUCAAUGGACGGCGGACGAUAUUUUAGCGGUUAUAAAUUCGCUUGAUUUCCGACCGCUUUGGGAUGAUCGUUUCGAGGAUGGUGAAAUUAUCGAGCGUCUUGGAUCAAACGACUUUCUCCUCCGAACAUCAAUGAAAGGAAGUUUCCUGGUCAGUGGACGAGACAUGGCUGUCUGCGCCACGGUUGACCGUGAUCCCGUUACUGGAGCUAUUUGGACUAUAGGCACCUCAGUGGUCGACUCGACGAUCCCUGAAACACGUAAAUAUGUCAGAGCUGAUUUGGACAUGGCGGGAUGGUACCUCAAACCUCAGUUUGAUUCGAGUGGAUUUGUAACGGCGGUCGACAUAGUCUAUGUUGUCGGAAUUGAUAUUAAACUGGAUAUCGUUCCUUCAGCAAUACUUAAACAAUUAUCGAGUCAAACACCCAUGUGUGUCGGCAAAGUCUGCGAUGUCAUACAAAAAUAUGGUUAUCCGCCGUACAUUAGAAGUACAACGGGGGCGGUGACAUAUGUCAAGUUUGACAUCAAAUUGUCAAAGUACGACUUGAAAUUGACGGAUAUGAGCGGUGGAGCGGUUGAGUUACGCUUGUGUAGGAAAAUAUAUGCAAGUGGUUUUGAUAUUUCGAUCAAACCCGAAGUGGCGACGGUCGAGGUAUUGGCUAACAAUACAGACGUCGUGAGCAUAACGAUACCCGCCAAACCAGAUUGUAAAGAUGUUAGCAUCAAGGUCACAAAGAACAUAGAAAGCGGCUUUCAGAUGACAUAUAACGGGAAAUAUACGAUUCCCGUGGCGGGUCCUAAAAGCUUCUCUGAAACCAGUUCCACUAGAUCUACUACUCUUAACGAACAAGUGACUAGUGAUAAGGCGACUAGUGAUACAGUGACUAGUGAUAAGGUGACUAGUGAUGAGGUGACUAGUGAUACAGUGACUAGUGAUGAGGUGACUAGUGAUAAUACAUCAUCCUGGUCUAAAAGCGCACAAAGUCGUCCGAUUAUUACUGUGAAUCCAGCUUUUAUACGUUCCACCCAAGAGACUCCUCGAGAACUGCUCCGUAAACCGUCAACAGAUGCAGAACGAAUGGCCAUCUUCCGGGACCGUCUUCGUAAAAAGUCUACAUUCGAGACUGCGAAACCCGAGAAAGUGGAAACAUUGAAGACAACCUAUGAGAGCGAUGACACUAUCGCAGCGACGCCUGUUGAUAAUGAAAAAAUAAUAAGUGACGUUGUAAUCCCGUUGGAUAGAACCCAGUUCAACACACAUCAGGUUGCACUAAUGCUCGCAGCAAUGCUGUUGGCGUUCUAUACUGGGAAGUUUAGUGGAUGUAUAGCAAAUAAUACCAUGUAG